AGUAGGGAGUAAGACAGAGCUGUGAGGACAAAUUGCGGUCUUACUCUUAAUAGCUUCAUUGUAGCAAGUCGCUUGUCAUCGACUGUUCUAAACUUUUCUCUAAUUUCCAAGUGAAAAUCGCCCCCUAGUUUUGCGCAGUGCAAUUUUCCAGUGUAGUUUACCGCAUCUUGUUUUGUGUUCUACCGUGUUGUAAGAGCAGUUUGACUCACAAAGAAAUAUCAACAUGAGUGUCAACGACGCGGAUCACACCGAGCAAGCGAUGCACUUGUUGAAUGGAGUCGGUAACUUGGUGGGCAAUUUCAAGUCGGAAAAUAAGGAGAAUGAUGUUCCUAUCAAAACUGUGAAGAAGACCAGAGCUGCGCCUAUGCCGUCACUGGCUAAAUUCAAAGUGGUUGGAGAGAAGGGCUCAGGCUUCCGUCCGCGGGCCAAUGACGUUCAGGACUUCUACAAGAUCCGCGACUCAUGUUUGGCCAGCGGUCAGUUGUUCGAGGACUGUGAGUUCGAUGCGGUCAAAUCGUCGCUCGUUUUCAGCAAAUCGCCCAGUAUCAGUAAAUCGCUCCUCGUCAAAUCUAUCGAGUGGAAAAGGCCCAAGGAAAUUGUCGAUGAUCCAAAAUUUUUCGUGAAAGGGGCCAAUAGAUUUGAUGUGAAUCAAGGAAAGCUUGGUGAUUGCUGGCUGAUUGCGGCCGUGGCGAACCUGACAUUGCACGAGCACCUAUUGCAGCAAGUUGUGCCCAACGAUCAGAGCUUCCAAGACAACUAUGCAGGCAUUUUCCAUUUCAGGUUUUGGCAGUACGGUCACUGGGUGGACGUGGUAAUAGAUGACCGCCUGCCAACUAAUUAUGGAGAUCUUGUCUUCAUGCGUUCCAAUGAACAGAACGAAUUCUGGAGCGCUCUGCUAGAGAAGGCUUAUGCCAAACUACAUGGCUCUUACGAAGCGCUAAAAAACGGUAAAGCUUCCGAAGCCUUAGAAGAUUUCACUGGCGGCGUCACUGAAUUAUACGAUUUGAGGGACGAAGCAUCGUCCAAUCUUUUCAAAAUCAUAGAAAAAGCACAUGAAAGGUCAUCUUUGAUGACAUGUUCAAUUGGUCUACCUGUAGUCCAGGGCCCUCCCGGGGCCCCUGGGUCCAAAAGGGCUCUCGUCAAGUCCUUCAAGAUCAAGCAGGUUAGCAGUAGAAUUUUUGUUGAAUUUAACAUUCAUCUGCUAAAAAUUGUUCUGCCUUUGUAA
Nilaparvata lugens (brown planthopper) is the source of this 1225-nucleotide messenger RNA. Its product is annotated as calpain-A-like. The transcript has 7 exons. Gene Ontology annotation, biological process: proteolysis. Gene Ontology annotation, cellular component: cytoplasm. Gene Ontology annotation, molecular function: calcium-dependent cysteine-type endopeptidase activity. The coding region runs from base 224 to 1225 and encodes 333 amino acids. The record is from RefSeq and is a predicted model, not a curated record. Lineage: Eukaryota; Metazoa; Arthropoda; Insecta; Hemiptera; Delphacidae.